GUCACACACCCUUGCACGUUGCGGCCGCCAAGGGGCAUGCGAGCGUUGUCGAGUCUCUUUUGGACGCCAACGCCAACGUCUUUGCGAUGACUACGGUACUUACUAAUCACAAAGUGAGCUCGACAUGUCUGUCUCUAGUCGGGCGAGACGCCAUUGAUGCUAGCAACGAACGAUCGCGUCCGCCCCAUUCUCAAACGUGUCGAAGCCAAAGCCAACGCGCAGCGUGGUGCGGAGCUCGUUGACGCCGUGUGCAAGCGAGACUACCGCCAGACAGUAGUGCUUUUGGCAAGCGACGUGAGCCCCAACACUAUGAGCGAUGAAGGCGACUCGCUCCUGCAUCUCGCUGUGCAACGCGACGACCACAAGGUUCUGGAUGCACUCUUGCGUGCGCCAGAUAUCAAGAUAGACGUCUGCAACUCGGUGUCAGAGACGGAGAUUGAGAUGGACAUUUCUAGUCCAUUGGGCGCCGGCGGCUACGGGGCCGUGUACAAGGGCAUCUACAACGACCGAUCCGUCGCCGUCAAGACGGCUGCCAACGCAUCGUCUGCCCAAGCAUUGGUUUACGAGAUGGAGACUAUGCAGAUGUGCAACUCGCCGUAUGUGCUGCAGCUGCUCGCGGUCUCGGGCGCCGGCACAUCGAGUCCCAAGCUUGUCCUGGAGUACAUGGACGCCGGCGAUCUUCGGAGCUACCUCGACGCCAAGCGACUUGGCCGGGCCACCAAGGUUGAUGUCUCUUCCCUUGAAGUGGCGUGGGUGCUUGCGAAUGCUCUUGCCGAUCUGCACCACAACGGACUUCUUCACCGGGACCUCAAGAGCCACAACGCAAGGGCACACCGUACUGGACUGCGCCAGAAGUGCUCACGUCGGGCAGCAACUACAGCUUUGCCGCCGAUAUCUACGCAUUUGGCGUCAUUUUGA
Saprolegnia diclina VS20 is the source of this 918-nucleotide messenger RNA. Its product is annotated as serine/threonine protein kinase. The transcript has 6 exons. Gene Ontology annotation, molecular function: protein kinase activity; ATP binding. The record is from RefSeq and is a predicted model, not a curated record. NCBI's taxonomy places the organism in Eukaryota, Oomycota, Saprolegniomycetes, Saprolegniales, Saprolegniaceae. The coding region runs from base 157 to 918 and encodes 253 amino acids. Gene Ontology annotation, biological process: protein phosphorylation.